Pecten maximus is the source of this 1386-nucleotide messenger RNA. RefSeq lists its product as uncharacterized. The record is from RefSeq and is a predicted model, not a curated record. Lineage: Eukaryota; Metazoa; Mollusca; Bivalvia; Pectinida; Pectinidae. The transcript has a single exon. Gene Ontology annotation, biological process: DNA integration. Bases 1 to 1386 code for a protein of 461 amino acids. Gene Ontology annotation, molecular function: nucleic acid binding.
AUGCUUGCGGCAGAAUGUUUUAAGAACCUUCGAAGAAACAGCAGAAAUUCUGAUGGGUGCAAAGAGCCUCAGGAGCUGUUACAUUCUGCUAAGAUGUUCAUAAUAAAAGAGAUCCAGAAACAACUUUAUAGCUGUGAGAUCAACGCUCUGAAACAAGGAAAACCUUUGCCUAAAAACAGUUCUCUGCUGACAUUGUGCCCCAUUCUUGAUGAAAAGGGACUUUUGCGGGUUGGUGGGAGACUUGGUAAGUCCAGCCUGGAAGAGGGCAUUCAACACCCGAUUCUCAUCCCAGGUAAACAUCACAUAGCUACUGUCAUCACUAGACAUUACCAUGAAACUGUGUCUCACCAAGGUAGGCACUUCACUGAAGGAGCCGUCCGGGCAGCUGGAUUUUGGGUGACCAGAGGUAAACGGUUGAUAUCUCUUCUCAUCCAUCGUUGCGUGAAGUGCCGAAGACUUAGAAGUCGCCCCUGUAUUCAGAAGAUGGCAGAUUUGCCCAUUGAUAGAGUCACACCUACACCCCCAUUUUCCUUUGUGGGAGUCGAUGUCUUUGGACCUUGGGAGGUCACAACUCGACGUACUCGAGGUGGUGUUGCUUCCAACAAACGCUGGGCAGUCCUGUUCACCUGUAUGUUCACCAGAGCCGUUCAUAUAGAGGUGCUAGAAGAAAUGAGCUCUUCCUGCUUUAUCAAUGCCGUAAGGAGACUGUAUGCUAUCCGCGGGAAAGUAAAGCAAUUCAGGUCAGACCGAAGCACCGACUUCAUUGGUGCUACCUCGGAUCUUGGAACUACUGUGAUAGAGAGUAAGGAUGUCAAGGACUUCUUAUCAACUCAUGGUGCUACCUGGGUGUUCAAUCCUCCUCACGCCUCCCAUUUCGGCGGGAUAUGGGAGAGAAUGAUUGGCGUGUCACGACGAAUUCUGGAUGCGAUGUUGCUGGAGAAUAAAGGAAAGGACCUCACCCAUGAAGUCCUCACUACUCUCCUAGCUGCGGUUACUGCCAUCAUAAAUGCCCGUCCCUUGGUACCGGUGUCAUCUGACCCAGAACAACCAUUCAUCUUGUCACUAUCUAGCCUACUUACCCAGAAAACCCAAGACCAAGCAGAGUCUUUCCAGCAUCUGAGUCUCAAGGAUAUGUACCAUUCGCAGUGGCGUCACGUUCAAGUCCUUGCGGAAAGAUUCUGGUGUCGUUGGAGAAAGGAGUAUUUGUCCAUGUUACAACCCAGAAGGAAAUGGCAGGAGAAGAAGCGCAAUGUCAAAGUCGGUGAUGUAGUGCUGUUGAAAGAUUCUCAGGCAGUGAGGAACGAUUGGCCGUUGGGCGUUGUCAGGCGCGUUAUCCCUAGUAGUGAUGGAUGUACGUCAAGUCAAGCUUUGCGUGUGUCGUGGUAA